GAAAAACAGAAAAUAAAAUCUAAUAUGAAUAAAAUGAAACAGAAAUAGAGUGCAGCAUUCAUCUGACAAAGAGAGGUUUAAAGUGCAAUACAUCAUGGCGACAAACCUUCGUUUUGGGUUCAAAAAUGGCCAAGCGGUCGGAGGCUCAGAUAGUAUUUAUUCAACCAUAGACAGGUCAUCAUGUUUCACAUUUUGUGCACGCUCUUGGCGAUUCUCAUCGUAACAUUGGCCCAUGCGGCCCCUCAAACUUCUCCAACUAUCGUUCCACAAAUCCGAACUAAUGGCUUCCAAUUGGAACCCCUCAACCAAGAAUACUUUCUCAGAAUUGAACAUCCGGCUGGCACUAUUCGCCAGGAAUCCGUGAAACAGGAUGAAGCCGGUCAUCUGCAAGUCAAUGGAGUGAUCAAUCAGCCUUUUGAGGAUCAGGGUGCCAAUCUUAUCCUCACCUACGAAGCUGGUCCAAAUGGUUAUGUUGCCAAAUACAGCUUUGGCAAGGGUCCGCCAACGCCCCCGCCUGAAACCCCGCUAUUCCUUAGCCCCAGUGCCCUAAAAACCGCAGCUGGUUAAGAUUGAGUCAAGAGUGCCUUAAUACACUAAGAUAAAACAUACUAAGAGUGUCAGAAUAACAAAUAAGUUUUGCACAACCAUAAUAUAU
Drosophila eugracilis is the source of this 655-nucleotide messenger RNA. RefSeq lists its product as uncharacterized. The coding region runs from base 181 to 567 and encodes 128 amino acids. The record is from RefSeq and is a predicted model, not a curated record. Lineage: Eukaryota; Metazoa; Arthropoda; Insecta; Diptera; Drosophilidae. The transcript is spliced from 4 exons.